CAGACUAAACAGGCCAACCUCCCCACUCUUCUUUUUUUUUUUUUUUUUAAACUAUUCUACUUUCUUGGUCUAUAGGUCUAUACUGUACUCAUCUUUCACACUCCUUCACAUCAAUGCUCAUCAUCAACCCAUCCUCAAGACUCAUUCCAAGGCAUGCCUCGCUCGCGACCAAGUCCUGCCUCAGACUCGGCCUCCGAUCCCUCUCCGCGGUUGCUCAGUCCGAAAAAAGCUCUCCGCUCUCCUAUGUAAAGGGCGCCACGGUCGAUGCACGCCAGCUGUGCGAGGACCCCAUUGGCAAAUACUGGGACCACGUCGUCGACCGCUUCGGCGACCGCCCCGGACUCGUCGUCAAACACGAGCAGGACCUGCACUGGUCCUUCCGGGAGUUUGGCGAGCAGGUCGACAGUCUCUGCCGUGGUCUCUAUCAAUCUGGCCUUCGAAAGGGAGAUCGACUCGCUAUCUGGAUGCCAAACAACAGUGCUUGGGCAACACUUCAGUACGCUACUGCAAAGUCAGGCAUCAUUCUCGUUACUCUUAAUCCUGCAUACCGCAAGCAGGAAUUACUUCAGACACUGUCGCUGGUAGAGUGCAAGUCGCUCGUCUGCGUGCCCAGCCUAAAGUCGUCCAAUUACAGUAAGAUGUUGCUCGAGCUCCUGCCGGAGCUCGAGUACCAGUCGCCAAAUGAGCUCGCCACCGCGAAUAUCCCUUCGCUUCGCCAAGUCAUCAUGUUCGACAAUGGAUCUGACGUCCCUGAGACAGCUCGCUUGAAGGGCCUAACAAAAUUCCAGGAUUUGUUGGUCAAGAACCGAAGCAUAGCAGUGGAUGAGUCCCUGCAAAAGGAGAGACUCGGCAUCAACAACCGGGACAUUAUCAAUCUUCAGUUCACCAGUGGCACUACAGGAUUGCCCAAAGGAGUAUCCUUGUCGCAUCGGAACAUCCUGAACAACGGCAUCUUUAUUGGUGACAACAUGCGGCUGACAGAAAAGGACCUUCUCGUCUGCCCCGUCCCACUUUUCCAUUGCUUUGGACUGGUUCUCGCCAGCAUGGCAGCCAUGACCCACGGGACUGGUAUCAUUUACCCCUCACAGUCUUUUUGCCCAGAGUCAACCUUGAGAGCAGUUCAUGAAGAGCGUGCCACAGCCCUCCAUGGAGUCCCCACCAUGUUGCUGGAGGAAAUGAACCAUCCCAACUUUAGCAAAUAUGAUCUCUCGACACUGCGCACAGGUAUUGCCGCCGGCUCACCGGUCCCAAUCGAGGUCAUGAAGAACGUGCAGACUAAGAUGCACCUGACGGAGCUCACGAUCUGCUAUGGCAUGACAGAGACCUCACCCGUGUCUUUUAUGACGCGCACGACCGAUGCACUCCAGGACCGGUGCGAGACUGUUGGUCGUAUCAUGCCCCACUUGGAAGCCAAGGUCGUUGACCCACAAACAGGCGAAACCGUGCCUGUCAACACGUCAGGAGAGCUCUGCACGCGUGGCUACUCUGUGAUGGAAGGCGGAUACUGGAAGUCCAAGGCUCAGACGGAUGAAGUUGUGGAUUCAGAGAGCUGGAUGCACACUGGCGAUACAGCCAUUCUCGACGAGCGCGGCUUUUGCAGGAUUGAUGGCCGCAUCAAGGACAUGGUAAUCCGCGGGGGCGAAAAGAUUCAUCCGGUUGAGGUAGAGAACUGUUUGUUCGGGAUGGAGAGUAUUCAGAAUGUGUCCGUCAUCGGCGUCCCCGACAAGCGCUACGGGGAGCAGGUGUGUGCAUGGGUCGCGGCUAAGCAGGGUCAUGUGGUCACUCUGGAGCAGGUCCAGAAGUUUUGCGAGGGCAAGAUUGCGCACUACAAGGUACCCCGUUACUUAUUGGUGGUUGACCACACCGAGUUCCCUACCACACCUUCGGGCAAGAUCCAAAAGAACAUUAUGCGUGAACGCUCUCGUGCGCUCCUGAAUUUGUCGUAGAUGACAAUGACAUCCUAGAAACCUCGGAGAUUGGACGUUAAUGCUGAGAAGGAUGCUGAGAAGUGAAGCUAUUAUAUCAUUAAGAAGGCUCGCCACGAUUUCUUCUAAAGACGAAAUAAAGGGAAGAUGUAUAAUAUGUAAG
Molecule: messenger RNA, 2088 nt
Organism: Gamsiella multidivaricata
Lineage: Eukaryota; Fungi; Mortierellomycota; Mortierellomycetes; Mortierellales; Mortierellaceae
Product: AMP-binding domain protein
Exons: 6
Coding region: 114-1946 (610 amino acids)
Biological process (GO): fatty acid metabolic process
Molecular function (GO): medium-chain fatty acid-CoA ligase activity
Source: RefSeq, a predicted model, not a curated record